Messenger RNA from Eubalaena glacialis (North Atlantic right whale), 3237 nucleotides. RefSeq names its product calcium responsive transcription factor (gene CARF). Gene Ontology annotation, biological process: regulation of transcription by RNA polymerase II. The transcript has 19 exons. NCBI's taxonomy places the organism in Eukaryota, Metazoa, Chordata, Mammalia, Artiodactyla, Balaenidae. The record is from RefSeq and is a predicted model, not a curated record. Gene Ontology annotation, molecular function: RNA polymerase II cis-regulatory region sequence-specific DNA binding; DNA-binding transcription factor activity, RNA polymerase II-specific. Gene Ontology annotation, cellular component: nucleus. The coding region runs from base 266 to 2431 and encodes 721 amino acids.
AGGGGCGCGCCUGCGCACUGUGCUGGUCUCCAUGGCGGGGCCUCGGAGCCAAGACGAGAAAAAAUGCUGCUGUGAAGACAUAAUUAUAGCUUUCACAUAACUGAAACCCCAACCAUCAUGAUUUAGUGCCCCCCAAAGGAAGAACUUCAGUGGAAAAGAGGGCAUUUCUGGGGAUAGUAGAAUGCUUGAGACCUGAAUUUAAACUCAAGCUCCUUCAUGAAGGUAUUAAAUAAUAGAAGAAAAUGGAAUUGAAUAUGAUACCAGCAUGGAACAGUCUGUUGAUUCAUUAAGAGUCAACCAUAAUGAUUCUGAAGAGUCAAAAACCGAUUCUCAGCAUCUAAGCUGUAUGGACUCCAGUGAGCCUUCUUUUGGACAAGAUGGUUCCCCUAGAGUUUUACCCAUUAAUACUGCAGUGGAUAAUUCACUCACAUCACAGAAUAUACCAGGGCCCCUGACUCAGACACAGACUCUUUCUGCAGAGCAAUUCCACCUAGUGGACCAAAAUGGGCAACCUAUUCAAUAUGAGCUUCAGUCAUUGGGGGAUUCUAACGCGCAAAUGAUGAUUGUUGCCAGCCCAUCAGAAAAUGGACAGGUGCUGCGAGUAAUUCCAUCUACCCAGACAGGAACGACACAAGUGAUUGUACCUCAGGGGCAGCUUGUGGAUGUGAAUAGUCCUCAGGAUGUCUCUGAAGAGAAACCCAGUGACAGAAACUUACCAACUGUAAGAGUGGAUUCUCUAGCAGACAAUAACAGUAGUUACAUUCUUCAUCCACAAGCAUCCCUCACAUUGCCCAAAAAGACAGUGACCAGAAUACUUGAAGAACCUUUUUUGGCUCCACUCCAGCCACUUUCUUCUAACACACCUAUAUGGGCCUGUCGUCUUAGGAGCUGUGAGAAAAUAGGAGAUUCAUACCGUGGCUACUGUGUAAGUGAGACUGAAUUAGAAAGUGUCCUAACAUUUCACAAGCAGCAAACACAGAGUGUUUGGGGGACCCGCCAAUCUCCAAGCCCAGCCAAGCCAGCUACACGCUUGAUGUGGAAAUCCCAGUAUGUCCCAUAUGAUGGAAUCCCAUUUGUCAAUGCAGGGAGUAGAGCUGUGGUAAUGGAGUGUCAGUAUGGGCCAAGAAGAAAAGGUUUCCAGUUAAAAAAAAUCAGUGAGCAGGAAAGCAGGUCUUGUCAGCUCUACAAAGCUACUUGUCCAGCCCGGAUUUACAUUAAAAAGGUACAGAAAUUUCCUGAAUAUAGAGUUCCUACAGACCCCAAAAUUGACAGGAAAAUAAUCCGAACGGAGCAGGAAAAAGCCUUUAACAUGCUAAAGAAGAACUUGGUAGAUGCUGGUGGUGUUCUUAGGUGGUAUGUACAGUUACCUACGCAGCAAGCUCAUCAGUAUCACGAAUUAGAGACUCCCUGCCUCCCUUUAUCACCUUCCUCUUUUCCUAUGUCUUCUCUUGAAGAAGAGGAAACUGCAGUUAGAGAUGAGAACUGUGCAUUACCCUCACGUCUACAUCCUCAAGUAGCACAUAAAAUUCAAGAAUUAGUAUCACAGGGAAUACAACAAGUGUAUGCAGUAAGGAAACAGCUAAGAAAAUUUGUGGAAAGGGAACUGUUCAAACCUGAUGAGGUACCUGAAAGACAUAAUUUAUCCUUUUUUCCAACUGUAAAUGAUAUAAAAAAUCACAUCCAUGAGGUACAGAAAUCCUUGAGAAAUGGAGAUAAUGUAUAUAACUCAGAGAUUAUUCCAGCAACGCUUCAAUGGACUACAGAUAGUGGGAAUAUUCUCAGAGAGACUGUGACAGUUACACUUGCAGAAGGAAAUUCACAAGGAGAAGCAAUUUCCAGCAGAGUGGAAACAAAUCAGACAAGGGGUUCUUUGUCUCCAGAGCCAGCGCACUUGCUGUCCUCACUUUCUUCAUUUCAGCCAAAAAUAUUCACACAACUACAGGGUUUGCAGUUGCAACCAAGAUUCACUUCUUCUGAUGGAUCACCAGCUCUGAUAUCAGUAAAUAAUCACCCCUCCUCCAGUCCUUCAAGACUUCUGGAUUCAACAGGAAGUGCUGUAAUGAAUAAUAAUUCUCUACUGCUUGGUCAAACUCAUUGCCUUCAAACAGAUACAUGCCUAACCCAAAACAAUAGUAUUUCUUCUACCAUGGGUAACCUUCCAGGACCAGAUCAAAAUCUGGUUGCAGUGGAUCAGCUGGUGGAAGUUGGAAAUGUUGAGGAUACAGAGAAUCUGGAAGGGAAUGUUCAUCGGAUUCUGCUGGGAAAUGUGCAGACCAUUCCAAUACAGAUUAUAGACAGCCACCCAGCUCUUAUUGAAGAAAGUCCAGAAGGUACCAUUUCUGUGAACCAAGUUAAGCAAGAACCCAAAGAACCAGCAUUAUCUAUGGAAGCAAAAAAAAAUUUGGACUGUAAGAAAUUGUCUGCUACAUAAAUUAUUGAAGCUUUUCAGAAUUUACAACUCUGGUGACUUCUGAUGUCAUAAAAAAGAAGGUAGGAACUGGAACUAUCAAUAUUUUCAUGUUAUUUUGGAGGUAUUUUAAAGGAGCCAAUAUUUGACUGUCUUGGAGGUCCCAUCAAAAUCUGGUCAACUUGGAAACAGCGUGUUUUUCUGAGGCCCUUUGUGCCUCCUGCACAGGGUCUGUCCAAUGACGACGGUGAGUUUUAGGCCAGUGACUGACAGCCGCCGAGUUGCGAGCUUCUUCUCUCCCGCAGAGGCAGGGACUCCUGAAUAUAUUUGAAAACUGAACAGUUUCAGCCAAGCCGAAGCAUUCUCUCUUCCCAGGGACACAAAUACAACUUAGCUGAGCCAAAGCAGAUGACACAUUUUUGGAUGAUUUUCCUGGAUUUUCCACAUAGAAAAUCAUACCUGGGACUUCCCUGGUGGUGCAGUGGUUAAGAAUCUGCCUGCCAGUGCAGGGGACACGGGUUCGAGCCCUGGUCCAGGAAGCUCCCACAUGCCGCGGAGCAACUAAGCCUGUGCGCCACAAUUACUGAGCCUGUGCUCUAGAACCCGCAAGCCACAACUACUGAAGCCUGUGUGCUGCAGGUACUGAAGCCCACGCACCUAGAGCCAGUGCUCCGCAGCAAGAGAAGCCACCACAAUGAGAAGCCUGCGCACCGCAACGAAAAAUAGCCCCUGCUCGCCGCAACUAGAGGAAGCCCGCACACAGCAACGAAGACCCAACGCAGCCAAAAAUAAAAUAAAUUUAAUGAAACAGAAAAUCAUACCUGGCUAGA